Lactuca virosa is the source of this 276-nucleotide messenger RNA. The record is from the annotation of a GenBank genome assembly. Lineage: Eukaryota; Viridiplantae; Streptophyta; Magnoliopsida; Asterales; Asteraceae.
AUGUCUUCCUCCUCCGAAUCCUAUAACACCGUUGCCAUUUACGGUGUUGAGGUGAAUCCUCCCUGCUUGUGCCGCAAUCAGCCUUUGUCGAAGCUCUGGAAGCCUAACAACCCAGCUCGUCGCUUCUACAAUUGCGCAAAAUCAAUGAUAUCCAACGACAAUUGCAACUUCUUCCAGUGGCUUGACCCAGCAUUACCAAAAUACUACAAGGAUACGUUAUGGAACAUGAAACUUAGGAUCGACGACCUUUUGGUUAGGAAUGGUCUAAGUUGUUGA